Toxorhynchites rutilus septentrionalis is the source of this 6259-nucleotide messenger RNA. RefSeq lists its product as uncharacterized. The record is from RefSeq and is a predicted model, not a curated record. The coding region runs from base 1 to 5793 and encodes 1930 amino acids. Gene Ontology annotation, biological process: DNA integration. NCBI's taxonomy places the organism in Eukaryota, Metazoa, Arthropoda, Insecta, Diptera, Culicidae. The transcript is spliced from 2 exons. Gene Ontology annotation, molecular function: nucleic acid binding.
AUGAGUCAGUCGGAUCUAACCUCAAAUCACUCCGAUCCUGAGAUGGAUUUUACACUUACUCCGUGUGCAGCCUGCAACAAGACGUCAUCGGAGAAUGAAGGGAUGGUCGGUUGCGAUUCCUGUAGUAGAUGGUUCCACUACCGAUGCGUAGGAGUAACGGCAGUCGUGAAGAAAGAGAAGAAAUGGUUCUGCUCGGAUGCGGCUUGUCAAGAGAUGGCGAUAAAAUACCAGACCAAGAAGCCUCCGAAGAAAAGCUCUACUCGUUCCACUACAAAGUCAGACGCGGUUCCUACCCAGGAGGAGAAACUCAAAGCAAUGGAAGAGGAAUUCAAGCGGAAGAUGCAAGAGUUGGAAUUUGAGCGGAUCAUUAAGGAGAAGGAAAUGGAGUUCAAACUGGCGCUGCAAGAGAGGAAGCUGCAGAUGGAUAAGGAGAUACGUGACAAAGAGAUGGCUCAGGAGAAGCUGUUGUUGGAACGAGCCCGGGAGGAUAAAACUCGACACCUGAAAGAGAUGAAGGCAAUGCGGGAGUCCUACCAAGAGGAAAUGGCCGGUAUGGAGGAAAAGUUUGCCCUAAUGCCGAAGCGAGACCCGAAGGUUCCAGCUGAAGAUCCGAAGGAGGGUGUUUCUGAUCCGGAUAGAAAAGCCAGAAUUCUGUCCGGUGAAAAAUUGAAGUUGGAUAAAGCAAGUCCGAAAAAGAAACCGAUUCCGGAGGAAUAUGAAGGAAGCAGCGAUGAAGAUGAAAGCGACGAGAGUGAAAGUGACAAUGAAGAAGAAGCCGACGAUGGGAAAGCAGGUCGUCAGGAGGGUAGCAAAACUGUCCCUCGCGGGCUGGGGCAGCAUCGCACAGGCCCGUCUAAAGCGCAGCUAUCGGCGCGGAGUGGUGUGACGAAAAGGUUACCGGUGUUUACUGGGAGACCGGAGGACUGGCCGCUCUUUCACGGAACGUUCCAAGCAUCGAACGAAGCGUGUGGUUUCACUGACGUGGAAAACCUUGUGAGACUUCAAGAGAGUUUGAGAGGACCAGCUCUCGAAUGCGUGCGAGGACAACUACUUCUUCCGAAAUCCGUCCCAAAGGUGAUCCAAAAACUCCGCCAGUUGUAUGGCAGACCUGAGCUUCUGCUUCAAAGCCAGCUGGAACGCGUUAGGAAAUUGGAUCCUCCGAAGUCUGACAGACUUGCGUCGUUUAUUCCUUUCGGAAAUACCGUAGAACAACUCUGCGAUCAUUUGGAAGCGGCAGACUUGCAACAACAUCUGAUCAACCCGUUACUGAUUCAGGAGUUGGUUAACAAGCUCCCGGCUGGAGACAAACGCGAGUGGGUCCGAUACAAGAGGAAGAAGAAGGAAGUAACAUUGCGAACGUUUACCGACUUCGUGUCCAGAAUUGUCGAUGAAGCUUGCGAGGCAAGUGUCAAGCUGGACCUAAAAUACGAGCCAGCGGGAGUCCACCGUGGAAGCAACGAGGGGAGCAAGAGCAGAUCGAAGGAGAAAGGUGUCCUACUCAACCACAGUACCACUGGUGGUGCUGCAAGGAGCACUAGUGAAAAGGCGAAGCCUAAACCGUGCAGAGCAUGUCAGCGCACCGAUCAUCGUUUGCGGUACUGUGAGGACUUUCGGCGAAUGGCCUACGGUGACCGAAUGGAUCUCGUGACAAAGUGGAAGCUAUGCCUCAUUUGCUUGAACGACCACGGGAAUGCUUCCUGCAAGUUCAAGAUUCGUUGUAAUGUCGAAAACUGCCAGGAGAGACAUAAUCCUCUACUCCACCCGCAAGGAGGUUUCAUCGGUACGAGUGCACACAUUCGAUCAGCGAGCGCAAUCCUCUUCCGGAUGAUUCCGGUACGGCUCCAUUGUGGAGGGAAAACGUUGACGACGCUAGCGUUUCUGGACGAAGGUGCGUCGGUUACGCUGAUUGAGAAGGAGUUAGUGGAUCGUUUAGGUAUCGUGGGUGUUCCAGAACGGCUGACUAUUACGUGGACGGCUGAUAUAACUCGCGAAGAGAAAGGUUCCAGGCGAGCUAGUGUGUGGGCGUCAGCCAUCGACAGUGGGGAAAAAGUGUUGCUGUCCGCUGUCCGCUCGGUCGAAAGUCUGCUUCUCCCUAAACAAUCGUUAGAUUCCUCCAAAAUUUCAAGUGAAUUCUCACACUUGCGCAAUAUUCCGCUCAUGUCGUAUAAAGAUACCAGACCAGUGAUGCUGAUAGGGCUCAACAAUCUAGAUGCGUUCGCUCCGCUCGAGGUACGGAUGGGGAAUCCUGGUGAGCCAGUGGCAGUACGCUGCAAACUUGGGUGGACUGUCUAUGGGCCGAAAAAUGAAAUCGCGUCGAAUCCAAGGGAGCUUAUGGGUUUUCAUGACAUCGUCAGCAACGAAGUUCUCCAUGAUUUGCUGAAGACCCACUACGCUCUGGAGGAGUCGGUUGUGGCUGUCAAGAAGGAGACAAAAGAGGACGGAAGGGCCUUGGGUAUCCUGCAGUGCGCAACGAAACGACUUGGGAACCGCUUUGAAACCGGUCUGUUGUGGAAGAACGACGAAUUCAGCUUUCCAGACAGCUACCCAAUGGCCGUCAAAAGAUUGAAGCAGCUGGAGCAGAAGCUGGAGCAAGAGCUGGAAAGAAACCCGGCUAUCUCCGAAAACGUCCACAAGCAGAUAGUGGAGUACCAGCAAAAGGGAUACGCUCAUCUAGCUACUCCGGGGGAGCUUUCCGGAAUCGAUCCCUGCAAGGCUUGGUACCUGCCACUUAACGUGGCCCUAAAUCCCCGCAAGCCCGGAAAAAUCCGUCUGGUGUGGGAUGCAGUUGCGAAGGUUGAAGGAGUGUCUCUGAAUUCGCAGCUGUUAAAAGGACCGGACAUGCUCACUCCUCUAGUGUCCGUUAUCAUCGGGUUCAGAGAGCGUAAAAUCGCUUUCGGUGCAGACAUCCGCGAAAUGUAUCACCAGCUGCGGAUCAUCGAGGCUGACAAACAAGCACAACGUUUUCUUUUCCGGGCGAAUAAAAAAGAUCCUCCGAGUGUCUACGUUAUGGACGUGGCUACGUUCGGGUCGACUUGCUCCCCGUGCUCGGCCCAAUAUGUGAAAAACCUGAACGCAACGGAACAUGCCGACAAAUAUCCAGAAGCUGCGGCGGCAAUUAUCAAUCAGCAUUACGUUGACGACUAUUUCGACAGUGCUGAGACCGUUGAAGAAGCGAUUCGUCGAGCGAAAGAAGUGCGGUUCGUCCACUCACAGGGAGGGUUUGAGCUCAGAAACUGGGUCUCGAAUUCGCCUGAAGUUCUUCGGUUAAUGGGAGAGGAGAAAGCUGCUCAAGCGAUCCACUUCGGCCGGGACAAGGAAACCGGCAACGAGCGAGUUCUGGGUAUAAUCUGGAGCCCAGACCAGGAUACGUUCUCAUUCUCGACGGAACAUCGAGAUCACCUGCGUGACUAUCUGAGUGGAACUGAAAGGCCAACCAAAAGAAUAGUCCUGAGUUGUGUCAUGGGAUUCUUCGAUCCGCUAGGCCUGCUAGCGCCCUUCACAGUCCACGGAAAAAUUCUGGUGCAGGAUCUGUGGCGCACUGGUUGUGCUUGGGACGAGAAAGUUGAUGAACGAUGUUGGACGAAGUGGAAGAGGUGGAUCGAGUUGCUUCCGGACGUAGAAAACAUACAAAUUCCUCGCUGCUAUUUCGGUGAUUCGCUGUCGUCAGCAGUAGAGUCGCUGGAGUUACACAUAUUUGUCGACGCCAGUGAAUACGCAUACGGCUGCGUCGGCUAUCUGCGUGCGGUCGUUGAGGGCACCGUGCGCUGUUCUUUAAUAAUGUCGCGUUCCAAGGUAGCACCACUAAAGCGGCAGUCAGUUCCACGUUUGGAAUUAAUGGCGGCCGUGCUGGGUGCCCGAAUGCUGCACACGGUCAUCAAUACUCACACCGUGAAAUUCCAGAGGAAAGUUCUGUGGACCGACUCGCAAACUGUGCGCAGUUGGAUCCGCUCCGAUCAACACAAUUUCAAGCAAUUCGUUGCAUUUCGGAUAGGAGAGAUAUUGGAGUUGACCAGACUGGAAGACUGGCGGUGGGUUCCGUCGAAGCUGAACGCAGCAGAUGUUCUGACGAAGUGGGGACAAGGUCCUCCAUUGGACAGCAAUGGUUCCUGGUUCUCCGGUCCCGAUUUUCUGCAUUUGCCUGAGGAAACGUGGCCGGUUCAAAAGAAUCCAGUCGAAGAAACGAAAGAGGAGGCACGGACUUUCGUAUUGCAUCACGACGUGGCACCAAUGGAAGGCGUUAUCAACAGCAAAAGGUUCUCGCGGUGGACGACGAUGCUUCGAAGCACGGCAACAGUAUUGCGUUUCGUGGACAAUUGUAGGAGGAAGGUGGACGGCCGGCCGUUGUUAACGUUCAAGGCCACGUCGAAGCAGGAGAAAGUGAUCAGGGCGAAAAUGUCAGCAAUGCAUCGACCGCUGUUACAAGAAGAGCUGGCGAGAGCAGAAAUUGUGCUGUGGAAGCUGGCACAGAGCGAGAGUUUUCCUGAUGAAACGACGGUGCUGGUGAAAAACAGAAACAGAAGAGCUGACCAGGUUCAGAACAGGAUUGAGAAAAAUAGCAUUCUGUAUAAGCUGACACCAAUGUUGGAUGAAAAUGGCGUCGUUAGGCUAGGUGGUAGGAUGGAAGCGUCGGAGAAACUUCCGUUCGACAAGAAGUACCCUAUCAUUCUUAGCCGAAAUCACGACAUCACUCAAAAACUGAUCCAACAUUACCACGAGAAGUAUGCCCACGGAAACCGUGAGACAGUUUUUAACGAAAUGCGGCAGAAGUUUCACAUUCCAAAUCUCCGCGCCGCGAUUGGCCAGGUGGUGCGAGGAUGUAUGAGGUGUAUGGUGUCGCGCAGUCGUCCACAAGUUCCGUUGAUGGCUCCGCUACCAGUUCAACGAAUUUCUCCACAACUACGUCCGUUCAAUGCCGUAGGAGUAGACUACCUGGGACCGAUCGAGGUUACGGUUGGUCACAGGAGAAUUGAGAAACGGUGGAUAGCAUUAUUCACGUGCUUGACUAUACGAGCUGUGCAUUUGGAGGUGGUACACUCGCUGUCGUCGCAAUCCUGCUUGAUGACAAUCAGGCGAUUCAUGAACAAGUUCGGUUGUCCAGACGAGUUCUACUCCGAUAACGGAACCAAUUUCAAAGGAGCGAGUAAGGUGCUGUUGGAAGAGCUGAAGCAGUUGGAGAUUGAGUGUGCUGAAGGAGUAACCAGUGCCACUACAAAGUGGCAUUUCAAUCCGCCCGGAGCACCGCACAUGGGCGGCAUCUGGGAACGUAUGGUUCGAUCCGUCAAGGAGACGAUGGCGGCUCUGUGUGAUGGGAGGAAACUUUCCGAUGAGAUCCUGCUGACAACGUUGAGCGAAGUGGAGGAUAUCAUCAACAUGCGGCCGUUGACCUACAUGCCGCAGGGGUCGGCGGAGCCGGAAGCCCUAACGCCCAAUCAUUUCUUGCGUGGAACGGUUCGAAGCGCAGACGUCCGGCUAGCUGGUCGGGUGAACGAAGCGGAAGCACUUAGGGAUGCGUACAAGCGGUCCCUACACUUAGCAGAUAACAUGUGGGAGCGGUGGUCGAAGGAAUACCUGUCCACGAUAAAUCAACGCUCGAGGUGGUUUGAAGAUCAAAAGGAUCUGAAAGUUGGUGAUUUGGUGUUCAUCACGGAUGGGAAGAACCGAAAGAAUUGGACACGAGGAAAAGUAGAGGAAGUGUUUGCAGGGAAAGAUGGAAGAAUCCGACAGGCGAACGUACGGACGGCUGGUGGCGUGUAUAGAAGAGCCACAGCGAACUUGGCGGUGUUGGAAUGCUAAGGACGGUAAAUCCGGCAAACCGGUGGUCCGGUGGCGGAGUUACGGGCUGGGGAAUUGUCAACACGGCUGAACUGAAGAAAAAGAUAAGUGAUUUUCAGUAGCGGGAAUAACAACAAACCGUCAGUGGUUGACUGAAAAGGGUUUGUUUAUUGAAGAAAAUAAUUUGUGAAUAGCUGCAGCAAUCAAAAGUGUAUUUUGCAUAAAAAUCGAAAAUUUAUAGUCGAAGUAUUUAUUAAAAUAAUCGUGUAUAUGAUCAAUAUUUGAAUCACGCGGUUGACAUAGAUCCUUCGUCCAUUGGUGGAAAACAGAGGUGGAAAAUCGAAGGAAAUAAAGCUUAAUUUGGUGGAAAGAAGGACAGAAAAGCAUCGGAAAAGUACAGGAUAGAAGCAAAGGAGGAAAAGUAUAGUUCGAAAGGCGAAGGAUAGAGGCCAAAAGACGACAGAAAGUUGUGAGCACGAGGUUGAAG